AUAUUGUGCACGAGGUUCGGCCAAAGUAUCGCAAUCGUAUAUAUAUUUUAAAUAUCUAGGAGCUUAUAAAACGUGAGAAUUCCUCUACCUUUCAGUGUCUAGUUUAAAUUCCAGUGGCACGUCACCUUUGAGCCUGCCAAAAUGGCCGAGAUGGACCAGGAACAAUUGAACAUGUUGAAGAAGGCGUUCACAAUGUUCGACUCCAACAAAAGGGGCAGCAUCGAAAAGGAGAAGGUGAAGACAAUACUGAGAACACUUGGAGCGUCCUACGACGACAAAGAGUUGGACGCGCAAUUAACGGUCGAGGAUCCAAACGAAACGGGGCAUAUCGAUUUCGAGGCGUUUUGUCGCAUCUGUGGGCCUUAUCUCGCGACGGAGGACGACGAGGCACUCCAAAAAGAGCUAAAAGAGGCGUUUAGAUUGUACGAUAAAGCUGGAAAUGGUUAUAUACCGACAUCGAGCCUGAGAGAAAUACUCGCCGCCCUGGACGAUCAACUAACCAGCGACCAAUUGGACGAAAUGAUCGCCGAAAUUGAUACCGACUCGUCCGGCACCGUCGACUUUGAAGAAUUCAUGGAAAUGAUGAACGGUGAAUAAUUCAGUUAGCUGUUUACGGCUGCACUUCAUGAAUAAUCAACCCCGCAAAAGUGUGUGUUGCUGAAAUGAAGUUUUGUUGUAAACUUAACGGAAAUAAAUGUAAAUGAGUGUG
This is a messenger RNA of Photinus pyralis (common eastern firefly), 709 nucleotides long. Its product is annotated as troponin C-like. Gene Ontology annotation, cellular component: myosin II complex. Gene Ontology annotation, molecular function: calcium ion binding. NCBI's taxonomy places the organism in Eukaryota, Metazoa, Arthropoda, Insecta, Coleoptera, Lampyridae. The record is from RefSeq and is a predicted model, not a curated record. The transcript has 6 exons. The coding region runs from base 142 to 597 and encodes 151 amino acids.